Messenger RNA from Soboliphyme baturini, 546 nucleotides. The record is from the annotation of a GenBank genome assembly. NCBI's taxonomy places the organism in Eukaryota, Metazoa, Nematoda, Enoplea, Dioctophymatida, Soboliphymatidae.
AUGGACUUGAUCAUGACCAUAGCAGCGGUUUUAGUAAUCGACUUUAUCAGAGGCAUGUGGGUCAGAUUUUGCUCAAAGUGGUGGUGCUGGAACCUGGAAACGACAUUUCCAGAGUACGGAGAGUUCAAGGUCGCCGAGAACGUGCUUCACGUAAUCAACAACCAAGGAAUGAUCUGGCUUGGCAUGUUCUUUUCGCCGCUGCUGCCGGCGCUGAACAACGUUAAGCUGAUCAUUUUGAUGUACAUUCGAGGAUGGGCCGUGCUGACGUGCAACAUUCCGACGACCGAAGUGUUCAGGGCUUCCAAGUCUAGCAACUUCUACUACAUGCUCCUUUUGCUCAUCAUGUUCCUGUGCAUCUUGCCGGUCGGCUACGUGAUCGCGUCCAAGGAGCCUUCGAAAACCUGUGGACCUUUCGGUGGCAAGAAGAAGUUCUACUCGAUACUGACUGACCAGCUUCAGUCGUCCCUUCCGAAAGAAGUCUACAACAAGAUGACAUUCCUCUCUUCGCCAGGCAUUGUCAUUCCCAUCAUGUUACUGUUUAUGUGA